UCUAGUUCAGUUCUUGUUCAGUUCUCUUUCUAGUUCAGUUAUAUUUUAAUUCUAGUUGACUGUAGUCUGCCGCUUUUCGCCUGUGGUCUUAAUUGUAGUUCACUUAUUACGUAUUUGCUAAAACGUGCAAGAAUUAAAGAAAGAAGGGAUGACAAGAAGAAAUUGCUGCACAUACCGGCAGCUAAAAGCAAUGCGCACGCAAAAUUAAAUCAAAACAAACUUCUGUGUAAAAAGUGAACAAUUUACAUAAUAUUUUAUAAGCAAAGAACAUUUCGACCGAAAUAAACCCCCUUGAUAUUUUAUUGUCUGGCAGUUGGAAUAGACAAGUUGUUAAAGAAAGCUGUCAAAAAUUUUUAGCUAAACAUUUAUAAUUACAAGAAAAACUAAAUAAAAACAUUAAUAGAUAAAAUUCUAAAUAAAAAAAACUGAUUUAAAUUAUUAAAAAUUAAUUUAAUAACUAGAAAAUUUUAUAAUAAUUACAAAACAAACAACUAAAUGCCAAAAGAAAAAUCCUUUAAGAAUUCCCUAUAAAAAAAUAAAGAAAACCAGUGUUGUGUGGCUAAAAAUCGAUAAAUAACAAGGAAAAUCUUUAAUAUAAAUCACAACACUAGAAACUUAAAUAAUGGCUGCUAACAAUAAAUGUAUAAUUUAUAUUAAUAAACCGGAAAAGGAUUUAACAGUAAAUGCAAUAAAUAACAAAGAAAAUCAAGUUACUUCUUGUAAACAACAGAAAUCGAAAAGCGCCUUUAAGGCGUCCAUAACUUUAGAUGAACGUCUAUCAAAGGAUGUUAAUGGUGUGUUCCCUAAAAGAAGACAAGACGUUCUCAAGUGGUAUGGUUGGGGUUAUAAGGAUUCCGAAUUUUAUGUUAAAAAUAAUAUCAUACAUUUUCGUGGUGAUAGGUAAGCGAAAACAAUAUACUUUUUAUUCCAAAUAUAGGCAGCUAUAUAAUCCAGUGUAGUCUAUAGUCUAGUA
Molecule: messenger RNA, 973 nt
Organism: Lucilia cuprina (Australian sheep blowfly)
Lineage: Eukaryota; Metazoa; Arthropoda; Insecta; Diptera; Calliphoridae
Product: alkyldihydroxyacetonephosphate synthase-like
Exons: 3
Coding region: 623-904 (93 amino acids)
Source: RefSeq, a predicted model, not a curated record